AGCUUACAUAGUGACGGUUGACUGUUUUGUAUCCUAACGUUACACUCAAACAAACAAACGUGGCUCUUACAGUUAUACGGCCUUAACUUCCUACCAAAGAUAAAUUUUGUUGUUUGUGUCUCUAAGGGGUCAAGACCAGUGAAACAAAUGGCGGCUCCAAAAGCAGUUAGUUGCAGAGUGCGGGCAGUGAGGACGUCCAAAAGAGCUGACAAAUCAUCUCCAGCGUCCCCUCCGAAGUUUAUGGAAAGAAUGCCAUCUGAGAUCCUGAUUAGGAUUCUGUCAUACCUGGAUGCCUCCGCUCUUUUCACCCUCAGCCACGUCAAUAAGCUCUUCUAUCAGCUCGCCAAUGAUAAUGCACUGUGGAACAAGAUAUACAUAGCAGAGUUUGUCAGGAGUAAAAAGCACAAACCUAAGUGCGUAGAUGAGCUGCUCCUGAAGAUGGCCGCAGUGGAGGUGCAAGAUCUGCCCGCAGGUUACUGGAAGUGGCUGUGCUUCAGGACUGCAGCCGCAUGUGACAUGAACAAGUGGAAAAGACAUCUUGAACUCAUCAGCUGUCACACUGGGCUGCCCAGCCAAACAGAGCGGGUCCUCAGGAACUUGCACGUCACCUGGGAGCUGACGGUCUCUGAUAAGUCGGGGCACGAGGGCACACAUGAGCUGAGCUGCUCCCGGUUCUGCGAGACUUCCGUGACUCUGUGCUGGAGCGGAGGAGGCGGCUUGCCCAACUACCAGCAGUUUUCCACCCUUCAACUCCACGGUGUCAGGAGGAUAGCCCUCAACUGCCCAGGCCUAAAGAAACCUGGCUGUCGGUCCCUCAUGGUGAAGUUAGACGUGCAGACCCUCACUAAAAGCGCGCAGGUCAUUGGUCAGGAUCAACUGGUUGAACUGAAGUUGCUGCAGCCUGACAUCAUCAUUGGCGUCUGGAGGGACCAGUGCUCUGUCGCCUUUGUCAUGUUCAUCCUCCACUUCCACAGGCUGGUGGAAAGAAGCAUCCGGGGAUCCUCUGAUUGCCCCUACGUGGAGCCAACAAUCAAACCCCCUUUUGAUGACAUCGACCCUGAAUACGGUCUCCAUGGUUACCAACUACACAUUGUUCUCCACGACACAGUGCGCAAGAUCAUGUCCGGAAGCUACUCCCAGCUCUUCUGCCGCAGAACUCAGAUCUGUGACGGCCUUAUCCAGCUGACUGCCAUUAGCAGGACAGACCUGUCGCAGCACACACCUCUGUCAGGCAACAUCACCCUGCCCUGGAGGUGUGACGCCCUGCAGGGUGCAGUGCAGAAUUGCUGCAUCAUGAAUCUGACUCUACUGGACGAAUUCAGGAAACCCUUCUGGUGUGUCAGCUCUCCAGUUUCCACGGAGCAGGAGAAGACACCUGUCUCCUAUGACUAUGACGGUGAGCACUUCCUGAUCCACUAUCAGGACUCAGAUGGUCAGGUGAAGAUGAAACUUGUUUGGAUGGAAGAACAAAAGCAGUUUUUCCUCAUAAGCUUAGUUGUCUAUGUGACCGUUCGCAAAGUCAACAAGCAUUUCAGUAGAGAUUACUGAACCUGCAGCGUUUCUGGAAGUUUUUAGGUUUUUAAUAAUUAUAGUUGGAUACUAUAAUUUUGCUUUUUAAUUAAACAUAUUAGAUCUGUAUAUGAUAUGCUGAUAUUAUUUUGUAUCUACAACAUUGUUGGUAUAGAUGAGAGAGAGUGUUACAUCAUAAAAAUUUGUUUGAUAUCCUUGUAAUAAAACAGUCUAUAAUUAUUCUGGUGGCUUACUCCAUACAUUUUGCACACAGCGUGUGGGUUGGUAAUACUCAAUAAAUCAAUACAAAAAAAGGAAGAAAUGUAAGAAAACACACUUCAAACUGUCAGAGGGGUUUCAACUCUCAUUUAUUAUAACAAAUGUACUUCUUUAGGAAAUAGUUUUAUCAUUUAUCAUUAACAUUUUGUUUAUAUUUGUGAUUCUAUAAAUCUUCUGUUGUUUUGUACAUUUGUGUUACAAUUGAAGACAUGUUUUCAUUUCUAUGCAAUGCAAUGAUAUGCAGCUACGAACGGUACUUAAUACAUCUGAGAGAGACUUGGUUGGAUUUUAAGUCAGAAGCGUACUCAUGCAGAUGUGCCGCUUUAUCAUGGUGACAAGUGAAUAUACCCUUUCUAUCCCUAGUAGAAUGCACAUUGAAUAUGUAAUGUAUUUUCUACUCUAUAUUUAAAUAGAGCUUAGAAGUGAUCCAGGUCAUUGCAGUUUGUCAUUUUGCCUAGCUUUACACUGUAUUACUAGUCCACUAAUAAUUCGAAAAUAAUUUUUACAUGCACUGUAAGAGGAUAUUUUACCAGAGCACAAAAUGUGAUGGUCCAUUGCACAUGUUGGAAGAAAGGGUAAGAGUAGGUUGUUGAGAUUGUGCAUCCAUCAUGGAUGUGCUCUUAAAUUAAGCCUACCACACCUCAAAAUAACCUCAUAGUUUCUUCAUCACCCUCCCUUAUAACUGCUUUUAUCAGUAAUCACUCUUAUUAGAGUUAUGUCUUCUGUGUAUUUGCCAUUUUCCUUUGUUGUACAUAGAUCUGUUUUAGCCAAGACCAGAGUUUCCACAACCCUGAGCAGGCACUUGGUUUUUUAUUGCAUCUACCCUUUAAUUAAAUGUUUUAACUCUUAAUUAUUCUUAAUGUUAUGGAUAUUUGCCUCAGUGCUUUUACAAAAUAAAAGCACGCUUU
This is a messenger RNA of Morone saxatilis (striped sea-bass), 2696 nucleotides long. It is a transcript of the gene fbxo15, whose product is annotated as F-box protein 15. The record is from RefSeq and is a predicted model, not a curated record. Gene Ontology annotation, molecular function: protein binding. Bases 148 to 1548 code for a protein of 466 amino acids. Lineage: Eukaryota; Metazoa; Chordata; Actinopteri; Moronidae. The transcript is spliced from 9 exons.